UUCUUGUUCCCACAGCUUCUUGACAUUUUCCAGUGGAGUAUAAUUUGGCGUUUUCAUGAACUUGAAGCAACUGAACCGUCCAGCUGCCCACGUUGCCGCUGGGUCGCUCAGCACAUCCUUGCCCACUUUAGAGGAGAAAACAGCGAGCAACUAAAGGGGGGCAAGACGCGUCCUUGUUUCCCGAUAAUAUUUUGCCCAAUCCUCGCUGGUGCGCUCUGGAUAGACCUGGAGCUAUUUCAAGCUUGCUGUUUCUCUGGAUAUAUAACAUUAGAAUGUUAGCAUCAGUACCUUUUGGAGUAAGCGUCUAACUUAAUGUUACCAUUACGCUCGAGCGUCGACGUUUGUUGGAACGCAUAAAUGGACGAAUACCAGGAAGACUGAAUCGGAAUUGUUGUCGGGAAAAAUGUGGCUGAAGCGGUGUGUCACACGCAGUUCCAUGGUUGUUUGGAGACCUGGGGGAAUGUUGGGAUGUAGAAUGUGUAUCCUCUUCAUCCUUGUCCAUAUUACAUUGGAUCUGUCUCUGUGUGCACCAGUAGGCCAGAGCCUCAUGCUCAAACUACUGCCCAGAACAGUGCCCUACCUGCAGCCACACCUUCUGCCCAAUCGGGAAAUGCUCAAUGGCCAGCACUUGAGGACUCGGGGCACCUUGUAUCGUGGUUUUCCCCCUCCUUUGCCAUUACAGCUGGGGGCCACCAAAUUAUGGGGGCAAAGGAACCGCAGGUCUCUCCAGAAACAACAACUUUGUGCAGAGUGUAAAUUGACCCCCUCUUACAAAGGGAAGUCAAUUGCAUUACCAGAGGGGAGUAAAUCUGAUUUAAAUCUGCAUUUAUCUCGCUCACGGAGGCAGCUGAAAGGGGAUGCCUAUGACACCCUGGAGGGGAGGACCACCACAGUUGCAGGAUUUAUUGACUGGGGCCCAACAGGGGCUGAUGAGGGAGUUGAGGAGGAUGCAAGGGUGACUCCAAACACCACUGUCACCUCAUUACCUCCCUCCACCACCACAGUUAGUGUAACUAGCACUACCACGCGGAGCCCCCAAAGGACGCAUGCGGUGAUUUCAACCGUGCACCCUAAGAGGCACAGCACCACACAGCCAAGCGCUAACUCCAGAGUGACUGCCAAAUCACCUAAACCUUUUGGGGACACACCAGGUCUGGCUGUUCACCAGAUCAUCACUAUCACUGUGUCCCUCAUCAUGAUCGUCGCCGCCUUGAUCACUACUCUAGUCCUUAAAAACUGUUGUGCACAGUCGGGGAAUGGCCGACACAGCAGCCACCAGAGAAAGAUCAAUCAGCAGGAGGAGAGCUGUCAGAACCUGACCGACUUCACGCCUGCCCGUGUGCCCAGUAAGGUGGACAUCUUUACCGCCUACAACAACAGUUUACAGUGCUCGCACGAGUGUGUGCGAGCCGGCAUACCAGUGUACACAGAUGAGAUGAUCCAGCACACACCAAUCUACCAGACCUCUUAUAAUGGAAACAGACCGUCGCCCACUGAAAGGCAGCUAAUCCCCGUGGCCUUUGUGUCUGAGAAAUGGUUUGAGAUCUCCUGUUGAGGCGCUUUUACUACCUUUGGGUUGAGCCCACAUCUUCAAUUUGUGCCCUGGAUCCCACUGGAAAACCUGUGAAUCAAGUAUAAGAACAUGACCACAACACAAAAAAGCUAAACACAAGAAAAACAACAAACAAGCAAUUACAGUGAUGGGAACAGAGAUGAACAGAAAUGGAAUGAAGAUGUUUAUUUUUCUAGACUGAUUGCAAUGCUAUGGAUGCCAAUCCCAAAUUAUUUUCCAUAGACAUGUGGUCAUUUAGAGAUGAUAUAUCUAGAGCUGAUAUAUUAUAUACGUUUAUAACUGCACAUGUGGGUGUGCUGGAGUGGAAUUCGGCUGCAGAUAUUUUGAGAAGACGCUCUCUCUGGAUACGUCUGCUUGCGUGGAGGAAAGACUAUUUUGAACUUUGUGCCAAUAAUGCCAUUAUGUGCCACUACAUAUAUAGAUGGGACGCUUUCAGUUUCGUGGAAAAUUGCUGACACAACUUUAAGUAAUUUCAGUGACUGUCUCCAAAUAUCAAUCUGUCAUACGUUUUUGUAUAUAAAAAAGUAUGAAUAUGUAUUUGAACAUGUUUUGAAAUAGCUGAGGAAAUGUGUUGCAAAUAUCCAGAAAAUAUUUAUAUGGAACACAAUUCAGUUAGAUAAAAAAUAAGCCUAUUGAGGAAUAGUAUACCCAGGUUUUAAUUUCACUACAUUCUUAAAGGCCCCAUUUUAAAGAAAUAGUCUCUAUUUUUAUAUAAACAAGGUUACUUAUGAGUCAGAGAGACCCAAUUCAACUGGAGUCUUGGGACUGUUAAUCAGCAAGCUGAGGUUCCAUGAUGAGUUAAAGACUUUUUUUUUUUAUCAUACAGAAUUCAGAUACAGUAUUCAUUCAUAUCUUAUUUGAUUUACCAAAGCCAUGUUUUUGUCCUUUUUUUCAUUUCAUUUCUUUCUUUCUUUCUUUUUUUUUUUUUUUUUAAGAAUUGAAUAGACAUCAUUAAUGAGAA
Molecule: messenger RNA, 2534 nt
Organism: Xyrauchen texanus (razorback sucker)
Lineage: Eukaryota; Metazoa; Chordata; Actinopteri; Cypriniformes; Catostomidae
Product: adherens junction-associated protein 1-like
Exons: 6
Coding region: 404-1555 (383 amino acids)
Cellular component (GO): adherens junction; cytoplasmic side of plasma membrane; cell-cell contact zone
Molecular function (GO): beta-catenin binding
Source: RefSeq, a predicted model, not a curated record